This is a messenger RNA of Acanthaster planci (crown-of-thorns starfish), 3035 nucleotides long. Its product is annotated as chordin-like protein 2. Gene Ontology annotation, biological process: negative regulation of BMP signaling pathway; cell differentiation. The record is from RefSeq and is a predicted model, not a curated record. Gene Ontology annotation, molecular function: BMP binding. NCBI's taxonomy places the organism in Eukaryota, Metazoa, Echinodermata, Asteroidea, Valvatida, Acanthasteridae.
UAGAAAUUGGAUCGCCGUCGCGCAGGACUGCCAUCAACCGCGGUUCUCUUUCCAACUGGAAUUAAACGCACUUUGGAUUUCGGAACUUCCAUCGCAAACUAGACAUUUCCGAGCUGGACCUUUUCUUUUACAACUCUGCCGACAAGUAAAUAUUCACCAGAAAAGUCACUGAUAAAAUGGCGUGCUGGCUUUCUCUACUCAUCGCAACAUCACUAGUGGUGACAAUAUAUGCUACACCAUCGGGAACGAGGCAGCCAAGAAAUGAUGUAUGUCAGUUUGGUAGCACCCAGUACGUAAUAGGUGAUAGCUGGCAUCCCUACCUACGCCCUAAUGGUAUCGACUAUUGCAUUCUGUGCUCAUGCCAUGCGGCAGGGCAGGUUCGGUGUGACGGUAAAACGUGUCCGUAUCCCACCUGUGCACACCCAAGACAAGUCCCCGGACAGUGCUGCCCAACAUGUGCCUCGGAAUUUGAAGCCACUACGGUACAACCAACAACGACCCCUCAAAGUUGCCAGUACAAAGGCAGGGAAUAUGAACACGGUGAGCUCUUCACAGCGACGGACAUAUUUCGUUCAAGACGAGACGAUCAAUGUGUCCAGUGCAGCUGCUCGGCAGGCAGGGUGUAUUGUGCUUUGAGGACUUGCCCAGAAAUUCCAUGUGCCAAUUCAGUCGUUUUACCGGACUCUUGCUGUCCAGUUUGCCAAACUACAGCAACUGAAGAAGAUUACGACGGUGAGGAUCUGAAUGGGGGAAAUGCACUGGACGAAUCUAUUGACCUCUCACCUGAUGAACCCUCAACCGAAGGAUCUUUCCCAGAGAACACAGCAAAGGUGCAUCUAGAUGAGGACAACAUUAAGGCCUCGGAGCUCGAUCCCAGCCGAUAUGUUUGUGUAUCUAAUGGCAAGACGUACUACGAAGACCAAAGUUGGCAUCCUGUAUUGGUUCCAUUCGGACGCAUGGACUGCAUUCUCUGCACCUGUAAGCGCGGGGAGGCAGUUUGCGGGCGGAUGCGAUGCCCCAACGAGGAGAAUUUGCCAUGUGCAAACCCCAUACAGCGCAGGGGUGCCUGCUGUAAAGUAUGCCCAGACAUUCAGACCCCAUCCACGGGUUCAUCAGACGAAAAUCCUUCAGAAGUUGAGGAAAAUGAUGACACACCUCUUUGUCUGCGCAAAUCAGAGAAAAUUCUCCUGCAUGAGUUUGCUCCUUACUUGGUGGAGGACACUGAUGACCUAUCUGAGUACCAGUUCGUUGUGGAAGACCUGGACAUGAGAACCUUUGAAAAACACUCAUGGGAAUUUCGAGAUGGAAUUAUUUUAGACUUUCAAAUUGAAAAUCUGACUGAAGAGGAAUUUCUUAACAAACAAGAAACCAACAGAACAGGCUGGUACCAACUGACGGGAGCUUCAACACAUCACCGUCUGCAGAAACUGAAACGUAAGGAGCAGAAACUGGAGAAGACCUGUACAUCUAAUUGUCAGCGCCAAGUGGUCAGACUGAUAAGAAUGUUGAGGCCCCGGGUAGUAGAGAGAGGAGUGGAAUGCACCCAGGAACCCAACACAACACCCAGACAGAGGGGUACUGUUGUACCAACUCGAGGUUGAAAUGGGCUUCUAAGCCUACCAAGUGAAAGACAGGUGUAAGAGCCUAUCUUGUUGGGAAGGCCUGGUCCACAGCCAAUUUUCCAAACUGUGAUUACUUCUUUAAAGGUCAUGAAAGUAUUCUCUUUCCCCUUUUGGGUGGAUUGCAAUCUGAAGACCAGUUCAACAGAGUUGGAAUUACCCCCAAUAAGGUUUGAGGGGUGCAAACAGAGGUAUUGGAAAUACCCAUUUAAGUGGGUAGCAUUGGUUGAAAGACAGUAUGAUUCCAGAGGCCAUGACUUCCUGACGUGAAGUCAAUGCUUUUCUACACUGAGUUGAAUGUACACAGAAAACCUGACAAUAUUCAGGUAGGAGAGUAAAGCUGUCUCAUCUUGGGUUGGGUUGAGAGAGGUGGGUGGUCGCCAAGUUCAGAACUCAUCUUGGUUAGGACAGAUUUACAUAUGAUUCUCCAAAGAAUUUAUUUAUGAGAAAAGACAGUUAAACACGUAACAGAGGAUGGUAGAUGCCUGCAUUUGUGUUUCCAUGACUAAAGAAGGGAAAUUUUCAUUAAUUUACAACAAGGUUUUUCCUAAGAAGACUAUCCCCUUGAAAAUGACAGAUUUACUUUGUAAAUAUUUCAACUUGUACGCCAACGACCUUUUUCAACAGUAUUCAAAAAUGAAGGACUUGUACAUUGAAAUGUAUUGUCUAUUUGUGAAAAAAAUUAAACUGCAGUUUUGAUUAAUAAUAUAUUAUAUCAGAAAUAACUAUAUAACACAGUAGAAAGACUGCAGCCUAAUUAAUAAUGUACGAUUUCAUUUUUGCUAUUGGUAUGAUCUGCAUGUGAGCUUUUUCUACAUGAAUGCAUCUAGCUGGUAUCUAAAUGCCCAACAGGGUAUACUGUAGCUGUAUGUAAAAUAUUAUUAUUACCUUGUAUUUGUGGAUAUUAAUAUCUGUAAGAAUACCUGCAUUGGGGUUCACUAUUGUAGCAUAAUAGGCUACUUUGCUUCAAGAGCAACGAUGAAGGAAACUAAUACCUGAAGGUUUGAUCAGAGGACAGGUAAAUUCCAAUAUUGGAAAUCAAAGCCCUGCAAGGGUAUUCCUUCAGCCUGGCUAAGAAAUGUAAUCACUGACACAAGUAGAGUUAUGAAGUUGUUUAUUAGGAAUUUAGUAUCAUAAAGAAAAACAGCAUUUCACAUGAAUGCUAGAUUGUAGGUACAUUUGAAAAUGUACCAAAAAUAACAGGGAUAUCGGAUGGUCACCACAAUCUUUUUGAAAUGACAUUGUGAAGUGAUUUAAAAGGUGUUACAAUCUCUGAGGACAUGAUGAGAAGGCCUGUCUGUUACUUGAGUGUACCAAGUAAUGCUGAGGUGAACAUAUUGUUUGAUAAUAAAAAGCACAAAAAGUUGUAAACUGAAGGAAUAAACUGCGCUGGAAUAAGUGCAUGUUAUGAAUGUA